UAUGUACCUGUGAAUAGCCUAAUCCAGCCAGCGUGCUCACACUUAUUUGCACAGAACCUAAGUUACUUUAACUGUGACCGUGUGCUAGUCUACCCUUACUUUCUCAUUGACACAUUCACAAAAAAAAACCUCAAUUAUGGAGUCACUUAAAAGAAGCCUAUUUGAUAUAAACGAACACUUUAAUGCCAGGAUGGCAGAAUUCCAGAGGGAGUUAAAAGGAGCUAUCCCGGCCACUAGUCCUUCAUCAAAUAUAAACUCGCAGUUUGUGGCCUUCCGUUCCUUUGUUAUGACAGCCUUAGAAAAUCUGCAGCUGCAGGUGGAACUCUUGGCUAGACAACAAGAUGAGUUGGAAAUGCGGUCCAGAAGGAAGAUUCUCCUUGUUCAUGGUAUUGCAGAAGGUGAUAAUGAAGACCCGUGCAUUUCAGCAUGUCGCAUUCUUUCCCAGCACCUUGCAUUGACACAGCUAUCUCCUGCAUCUGUUAGCCGCUGUCAUCGCUUAGGACGUGCUGGUGGUGACAAACCUCGUGCUAUGCUCAUAAAGUUCAGAGAUUGGUCACUUCGGGAUACAGUUUGGUCUGCAAAGACUAGGUUGAAAGGCACUGGGGUAACAUUAUCCGAGUUUCUUAUUAAAAGCCGCCACAAGACCUUUCUGGUGGCUCGACAACGGUUUGGUGUGACGAAGUGUUGGACCAGGGACGGCAUCAUCAUGGUACUGGACUCCGGCGGUAAGCGUCAUCGCAUCACAACUCUGGCUGAGCUGAACGCCAUCUCGAAUUCUGGUCAGGAUGUACCGAGUGCUGCUAUACCGGCUGCUGCUCCUAAUGCUACAGCCGUAGCCCCUAAGGACUCCAAACUAACCAACCCGAGAGUUAAAAGAGUUGUGAGGAAAUAGAUGCAGUAGGUUCCUCAGCUCAGUGUCCUUUUCAUUCAGUGCGCUGUAUGAUUCGUUCUUGUGUCGAUGCUUAAACAUUUAAUUAUCAAUGUUUGUUUGAACUCGUUUUAGUAUAUUUUAUUUAGAACUUUGUAGGUAGUGCUAAGAUUAGUAUAAUGUUUACAGUUUGUUUGUAGACAAGUGACGGUUGACAAACAGCAAAUAAUAACAAUUGUCAACUGACACUGACAGUUAACGUUUGCACCGUUCGUUUGACGCCUACCUAUUGGAAGCAUUUGUAAAGCAUGCAGCACAUUGUUCAUAAAACAAUAGUUUAACAAAGUUGUGGUUAUUUUAAUUCAGUUGCUGGUUAUUAUCAUUUGUUUCUUUUUUCUUUUUUUAUUAAUAUUAUAACUUUGUUUUUUAUUUUAUUUAUUUUGUUUCGUGCUGUUCUGUGUACUAUGCUUUUUGUGUUUUUUUUUUUUUUUCUGCUAAGCUGCUGGCGGAUUGGAAACGUGCCUAGGUAAUAGGUACCUAGUAUUUUAACUUACUUUGGUUGCUAAUAUAUAUAUAUUUUUUAUAUUAUAUUAUAUAUAUUAUAAUUUAUAAAUAUUUAUUAUUAUCUUUUUAUAUUUAUAAAUAUUUUAGUUUAAUAUGUCGUCAAACAGUAUAGAUAACAUUGAUAGUGAUAUUUUUUUGUCUAUGUCAUCCAGUGAUGAUAGUUUCCACAGUACAUCAUUCCUUCCACUUAAUGUUUCCCUUGAUUCCUAUUUCUCAGACUGUCUGAAAACAUUUAAUGUUAUCCAUAUAAAUGCUCAAAGCAUUCCGGCUCACUUUCCCGAUAUGCUUGCGUCUUUUGAGUCCCGUAAUUUACACGCUAUCCUAGUAUCUGAGUCCUGGCUAAAAACUUGUUUACCCUCAACAUCUUAUUCACUGCCGGGUUUUCGACUUAUCCGCAAUGACCGCGUUGGUAUGGGAGGUGGUGGAGUAGCGAUCUAUCUACGAUCUUACAUUCCUUUCUCUAUAGUUAGUUCGUCUGCACAACCUCCACUACCCGAUGCGGCUGAACACUUGCUUGUGGAAGUUCUUCUAUCCCACACAAAAAUUCUUCUUGGUGUAUUUUAUUGCCCACCCUCUGUUUCUAAUUACUUUCAUUCUUUUGAAACGUUAUUAGAGAAAGUAGUUCCGUUAUACAGCCAUUCUAUUAUUAUGGGAGAUUUUAACACGUGCCUGCUCAAGGAUGACUUUCGCAGCAAGAAAUUAAUAACUGCAGCGGAAUCUUGUAGUUUGUCUAUCCUGCCCCUUGCAGCUACACAUAACUCUCCUGGUUGUACUCCCUCUCUUCUUGACCUGAUAAUGGUUUCCUCUACGGAUUUCGUCUUCAAGCACGGUCAGUGCCCGGCUGAUGCCUUUUCAUAUCAUGAUUUGAUUUUUCUCUGCUAUACAAUUCGUCCUCCUAAAUCAAAAUCUAGAAUAAUUCUGCAACGUAACUUUGGAGGGAUUGACAAGAGUCGCCUUUGUGAGGAUGCUAGUCGUCUUGAUUGGACUGCUGUCACUGAUGUCGACUCUAUUGAUCAAAAGGUAGAGGUUUUUAACACUCUGAUUACGCAGCUGUAUGACACGCAUGCUCCAGUAAGACCUAUAAAGGUAAAACACCUGCCGGCACCAUGGUUGUCUGAUGAUUUAAAAGUGUCAAUAAAUAGAAAGAACGCCGCUAAAUAUAAAUAUAAAGUUAAUAACUCUGAGAACAACCGUGUCAAAUAUUGUAAAUUACGAAAUCGCUGUAAUACACUGUGUAGAGAUGCUCAACGACGCCACAUUCACAAGUCAGUCGAAAAUUGUGAUACCACUAAAACAUGGAAAUUUCUUGAGUCCCUCGGAGUUGGUAGAUCAUCCAACAAAAAUUCUAUUAAUUUUGAUAUCGAUCUCCUGAAUCAGCAUUUCUCUACUUCUGAUACUAUCGAUAGUGUCAAUAAAGUAAAUACACUUAGACUUCUUUCUUCUACCUCAACUCCAGACUUUCCUCCCUUUAACUUCGUGCCUUUCACCGAAUGUGAUGUUAAGAAGAGCAUAACAUUAAUCGCUUCGAAUGCUGUCGGUACUGACUGCGUUAGCCGUAAUAUGAUCAUUCCUAUUCUUGGUGUUAUUUCCCCUAUCUUAACCCAUAUUCUAAAUUAUUCAACUUUCUGUAGCGAAUUUCCUGAUGCAUGGAAAAAUUCUCAGAUAAUUCCUCUUCCUAAAAAGGCAAAUCCCGCUUCUCUUUCUGAUUUUCGUCCUAUAUGUAUUUUA
Molecule: messenger RNA, 3160 nt
Organism: Pararge aegeria (speckled wood butterfly)
Lineage: Eukaryota; Metazoa; Arthropoda; Insecta; Lepidoptera; Nymphalidae
Exons: 1
Coding region: 137-892 (251 amino acids)
Source: RefSeq, a predicted model, not a curated record